Messenger RNA from Papilio polytes (common Mormon), 3197 nucleotides. RefSeq lists its product as uncharacterized. The record is from RefSeq and is a predicted model, not a curated record. The coding region runs from base 474 to 1952 and encodes 492 amino acids. NCBI's taxonomy places the organism in Eukaryota, Metazoa, Arthropoda, Insecta, Lepidoptera, Papilionidae. The transcript has 4 exons.
UCGCGCCGUCGUGGCUAACGGACGUCCCCGUCGCGCCACGCUUCACGACUCGCUUCGACGCUAACCGGUCUUUUACAUGUGAAUUUAAGUUAUGCCUUCAAUCAUGUCAAACUCUACAAGGACCACUUUAGCUAGUUUUUUAACUUGAUUAUCGAGUGCUUAAUACUUUUAAAACUUAUCUAAAGUCUUGUGUGUGCAUUUAAUAUACUUUUCGUGAAGUGUUCUUGAAUAUUUUAAAAAGUAAAUCAGUUUUGUUUGUAUUUUAAAGUGUCAAAACUUAUAAAUUUGUAGUCGGUACGCGUGUGUACUUUGGAUUGUUGGAACUUAUGAAGUUCUAGGAAGAUAUAAAAAAACUUAUGUGUGUUAACGGUGAUCUUUUUUGAAAUUUAAACCCCGUGUGUAAACAAAAAGCGAGAACCAGCGUUCGACGAUUGGAAAUAAGUGAGACACAACAGGAAAUGAGAGGAUGAACCAUGGAAUCACGCAGCGCGCCCCCGAGCCCCGACGACACCGGGGAGGCGGCGUUCCACUCCCGAAGGGGCAGGUACCCGCACCAGCCCGCGCUGCAGCGGACUUUUGCCAGCUGCCGCGAGAACACGCGUCCACGCCCGCACCACCGGCACGCCACCUCCGAACCCGCUCGGACCGACGACCGCGUUCUUACUACCGCAGAAGUCCACGACUAUCCGUCGUCCGAAUCCGGUAUAGCUGCAGACUGCUCUCAUACGCAUAUGAGCAACAAUGAUGACAGUCCGUGUUACGAUAGGUCCGACUUCGAAGGAAUGUCCUCAUACAGUCUACGAAGAACACCGGAUUAUCACCACGAUUGUAAACAUUUAUCCGUAGAUUACAAUCGAAGUCAUACGCCCGAUUUUAACCAUGGUCACAGCUCAGAUUGUGAUCGAGGACACGGAAGGAGUCAAACAUCGCACAGACCGCAUAGAAAACAUAGACGAGACGAAGAUGACGGUGCGCAAUCAUUGGACGAGCGCUGCGCUCGUGACUUAGAUGAAAUCUUGCCCGCGAGACUUGGAGCCAUUAAUUUAUCAAGGGAACCACCGCCACAAACGUGGAAUAGAAAUAAUAUUGCCGCUACAAUGGAGCGAUUCGAGCCAGUCGACUACUCGUAUGCUUAUUAUGACCAUCAAUUAUCUAUGCCAUCUUCUUCGAGGAAAGCAGGCCGCCAAAGAGGACGAGGUAUACCGAGAGAUCGCGCUGCGCGCCACAAUUACGUUACGAGAUACGGUACUGAAGAAAAUAUUUAUGAAGAAAUUACAGACGGAUCCCGAAACUGUCCCAAACAUCGGUAUGGUCCCCGACAAUCACUAGUUUCUUUAGAUAGAAGUGUAGUCGAAGAGGAAGUUCGGCGGGUCGAGUCAAGACAUAAAAGAAUUUUAGGUGAACUUAAUCUUAGCGUUGAAGCUAUGUUAAUGCCUGAGUGCGAAUCUCCAGAUUCGGAAAGAGCUGAGGAUAGAGAUAACAUUGAAGAAUUAAUGAGAGUGGGACCCACAGAUGAACUACUUUCCCCUGCUAGUUGUAAUCCUCCCGACUUAGACAGCGGAUUUAGCGGCAGUAGCAGUGGUGCUAGCUACGUCGGCAGUUUGAGAAGAAAACCGACUGGAUCAGUUCCUCAUUUACCCGCUGUAGCUUAUGGUACCCGCGGCUUAGGAGUACGUAUUUUAGGCGCUGAUGAUUGCACUCUAAGGUGCCCUAGAGAUGUGGCAUCGCCUCGAAGCUCUAGUUGUGGUGACGCAAAAUCAACAGGAUUCUGGAACAAGAGGGCUUGGAAGAAACUGUCAGGAUUUUCAAGUUCAAACAGCAUCAACAAAGCGGGAUUAACAGGUCUGCUCGUUAGGUACACUUUCCGGCGUAAGUCCGGCUCGCAGGGCUCUCAAAGUAAGCGGCGCGCUGAGCCCGUCAAAUGCGAUGCGUGCCUUUCACAACGAUGCUAACCGCACCAUGCUACUCCAACGGAAAAUUGGUGGUGCCGUUGGAUUCCUUGACACAAAGCUGAGGGGUCAUUCGACCCCAUCUUCCCCGCCUCGAACAUCUUCGGAGGACACCUUAAUAAGGGGCAAAAAUGAACAUACGAGUAACAGUUGUCUAAAAACUUGAUCAUUCCAACAUUCCAAUGGACAAGUGCGUGUCGUAACAUUUCCAGUGCGUCUAAAAGACAAACUGUUUUAGCUUGGCUAAAAUGUUUAAAAUAUUAUGUAAAUAUCUAGUGAAUACAAGUGGCGAGUAUACGUUGAAGUGAUAGAAAAGCCUAACUAAUGUUUUGUAUUACUACAGCUGUUUCCUAGAAACUUAUCGGCUAUGUUAUUGUUAUCAAUUUUUAGUAGAUAUUAGGUACAUGAAAAGGCUGACACUAAAUCCGAUUUUUUACUUAAAAAUUUAUGACUUUUUUAACAUUUUUUUUUUGUCAAUCUUGAAGUUUGGAUAAAAAAAUUGGUUUUAUUCUAUGUAAUCAGUAUCACUGCCUGCUUAAAUAAUUCAUGUAAAUUUGAUGUCUAUGGUCCAUUCUACUUUUUAAAAUGUAAUUCACGAUUUAACGUUAUAUCGACGAAGUCAUUGUUAACGUUUGCUUGUAGAUAAUUGUACAUUAUUGUAAAUAUUUGUAGUGUUGUCUAUGCGUAUUUAUGUAUAUAAUUGAUAAAUGGUAAUAAUUAUUGGAUGUCACAAUUUGUAACUUUGCUUUAUUGAACAGUGUGUGGAUCAAUUAUUCGGUGUUUACAUUAUUUAAUAAUAAACGUAAUGAAGAAUUUUUAACUAAAUUAUAUUUAAAUGUCCCUUUAACUACGAUAAAGUCGAUCUUUUUUAUGUCUUUUAAUUCCAUAGUAAAAAUGCUUUAAUGAUUUCAGUGAAUGCUAGCUUAAAACACACAAAAUAUUUUAUAACAAAAAAACGAAAAAAUUUAUUUCUUCAUUAGUCAAUGUUAUAUUUAUCACAAAUAUUCACAAACACUAGCUUAUAUUUGGCAAAUUAUAAAAAAAUCUUGAUGUUACCUUUUUUGAAGCUGCGUUUUAAAAUGUAAAUAUUGUAGAAUUGUUUUAAUUGGUCAGCGAGAAUUUAAUUUUGUACGUAUUGUUCUAAGCUACUCGACUGAAAAAUAUAGAAAUAAUCAAUGUUAUUAAAUCUUGUCUGUAAAAUUAGUGAUCGUGUUCAAGUCAAAAGAGAUUUAUAUUAAAUAAACAACA